Messenger RNA from Rhinolophus ferrumequinum (greater horseshoe bat), 4934 nucleotides. Its product is annotated as KIAA0232 ortholog. The transcript is spliced from 9 exons. The coding region runs from base 404 to 4603 and encodes 1399 amino acids. Lineage: Eukaryota; Metazoa; Chordata; Mammalia; Chiroptera; Rhinolophidae. The record is from RefSeq and is a predicted model, not a curated record.
CCUCCGCGAGUGGCGCCGGAGCCGCCGCCGCUUUACGUAAGGCGCAGGCCAGGGCCGCCCGGCGCUCGGCAGCCGCUCGGAACCCUCGGAGCGAGAGGAGGCGCCGCCGCCGGCCGCCGCGCCGCUCGGCAGGUUCCGCCGGAGAUUUACAUUUGGCCUCAAUGUGAAAUUAAAGUAGAAACUCGCACCUACUUGUAUGUUGCUGUCGCGAUGCGAAUUCAUUCAUUGGUCAUGCCUAAAGAGGGAAAGCUGUUCUAGACGGAUGACUGCCAGCAGAGCUCAAUGCUUCUCCUAGAUGUCAAGCUUCUCUCCUUUUUACUGGAGUGAAAAUCCCCUCCAGAUACCGCAGAACACCGACUACAGAAAAUGCUUCGCGGUCUGAGGAUGUCAGCAACCUAAAUUCAUGCGCCCUGUCGGGACAGUUGUCGUGGGUGGUUUACCAUCGGAAAGCUGCUCCAGCUCUUACCCAGGCCCUGGAUCUGUUUCUGAGAUGUCUCUGCUUCAUGCUUUGGGUCCAGUGCAGACCUGGCUGGGACAAGAGCUAGAGAAAUGUGGCAUCGAUGCCAUGAUUUAUACUCGUUACGUCCUCAGUCUUCUGCUGCAUGACAGCUAUGACUACGACCUGCAGGAACAGGAGAAUGACAUCUUCCUGGGCUGGGAAAAAGGAGCUUAUAAGAAAUGGGGGAAGAGUAAGAAAAAGUGCUCAGAUCUAACUCUGGAAGAAAUGAAAAAACAGGCUGCUGUCCAGUGUCUUCGAUCUGCUUCUGAUGAAAGCUCUGGCAUCGAGACCUUGGUGGAGGAGCUGUGCUCCCGACUGAAGGACCUUCAGAGUGAGCAAGAAGAGAAGAUUCACAAAAAGUUAGAGGGGUCUCCGUCUCCAGAGGCAGAAUUAUCCCCUACAGCAAAGGAUCAAGUGGAAAUGUACUAUGAAGCAUUUCCACCCCUUUCGGAGAAACCAGUUUGCCUGCAAGAGAUCAUGACGGUGUGGAACAAGUCCAAGGCCUCUUCUUACUCUAGCUCGUCGUCGUCGUCCUCGUCCACAGCCCCGCCCGCGAGCACAGACACGUCCUCCCCCAAGGACUGCAACAGCGAAGGUGAGGUUGGCAAGGAGCGAAGCGAUGGCCUGGCCACCACCACGCGCGACAAAGCCCAGAGCAGAAGUCAAAACGAGAAGGAGAGCAAAUUUAGCAGCGGCACAAGUGAAGAAAAGCCUGCCUUGUACAAAAAGCAAAUCCGACACAAAGCCGAAGGAAAGCUUCGCCCUCGUUCGUGGUCCUCCGGCUCCAGUGAAGCAGGUUCCAGUUCCAGUGGCAAUCAGGGGGAGUCAAAGGUACCCAUGAAGUGUGUGCAAGCGAGACACAAGACGCGCGAAAUCCGGAACAGAAAAGGGCGGAAUGGGCAGAGCAGGCUUUCCCUGAAGCCUGGAGAAAGGGCCGAGCGGCACGCUCACGCCGGCGGCAGCAGCAGCAGCAGCGGCAGCGGCGGUUCUGUGGGUCAGCUGUGCAAGCGGGGGAAGAGGCCGUUCAAGGACAUGGGGAGAAAAGACGCCGGGGGCACGGAGGGGAGAGACCUGUGCCUGGAGAGCAGGAACGACAGGGAGUACAAAGAGGAGCCGCUGUGGUACACCGAGCCCAUCGCUGAGUAUUUUGUUCCUCUGAGCAGGAGGAGUAAACUGGAGACCACGUACCGGAACAGACAGGACGCACGCAAUCCAACGGCAGAGGCGGUGGAAGAAUUGUCUGACUCAGUGCACGGUCUUUGUAUCAGCAACAAUAAUAUUCAUAAAACAUACCUCGCAGCAGGUACUUUCAUUGAUGGUCAUUUUGUAGAAAUGCCUGCAGUUAUCAAUGAGGGGCUUGACCUCACGGGGACCUCGUUCUGUUCUCUCCCGGAGGACAGCUAUGUGGAUGAUAUUCAUCUGUCAGAAUUCACACACUUCUAUGGAGUGGACAUUGAUCAAUCCAUGUUGGAUCCUGGUGCCUCAGAAACGAUGCAAGGAGAAAGUCGGAUUUUGAACAUGAUUCGACAAAAGAGCAAAGAGAACACAGAUUUUGAGGCAGAAUGUUGCAUAGUGUUAGAUGGAAUGGAGUUGCAAGGGGAACGUGCAAUGUGGACAGAGUCUCCCAGCACUGUGGGCGCCGAGGGCUUGUUCCUGCAGGGUCUCGGCAACCUGGCUCAGUUCUGGGAGUGCUGUUCGUCCAGCUCUGGCGACGCCGACGGGGAGAGUUUUGGGGGAGAUUCUCCGAGCAGACUCUCUCCCCUCUUAGACAGCACGGCGCUCACCCCGCAUUUGCUCGCUGGCAAUCAAGAGCUCUUUUCAGAUAUUCAUGAAGGAUCUGGUAUAAACUCUUGUUUUUCAGUGUUUGAAGUGCAAUGCAGUAAUUCUGUUUUACCAUUUUCUUUUGAAACACUCAGCUUGGGAAAUGAAAAUACAGAUUCUAGUGCUAACAUGCUUGGGAAAACACAGUCUAGAUUGCUAAUAUGGACCAAAAAUAGUGCCUUUGAAGAAAAUGAACACUGUUCUAAUCUUUCAACAAGAACUUGUAGCCCGUGGUCCCAUUCAGAAGAAACACGUUCGGAUAACGAGACAUUAAGUAUUCAGUUUGAAGAACCCACGCAGUUUAAUGCAGAAGAUAUUAAUUAUGUAGUUCCUAGAGUCUCGUCAAAUUAUGUAGAUGAAGAACUUCUAGAUUUCUUGCAAGAUGAAACUUGCCAGCAAAACAGUAGGACUUUAGGAGAAAUUCCUGCGUUAGUUUUCAAAAAAAAAUCUAAACUAGAAUCUGUCUGUGGUAUUCAGCUAGAACAAAAAACAGAAAACAAAACCUUUGAACCUACACAAGCGUGUCGUGAAAGCAGCCCGCACGGAGAUGGCUACAGCUCAGGGGUUAUUAAAGACAUUUGGACAAAGAUGGCAGAUGGAAAUUCUGUAGCGAUGGGAGAAGUAGAGAGAGUUGACGAUGAGUUGUUUUCGCCAGAUGUAAAUAACUACUGCUGCUGUCUGGAUGCUGAAGCUCAAAUGGAGCCCCUCCAGGAGCCCAGCAAGGCCGUGCAGAGGUCAGAAUAUCAUCUGUGGGAGGGGCAGAAAGAGAACCUGGAGAAAAGAGCUUUCGUUUCUGGUGAGCUCUCCAAGGUGGACGGUGGUGAUUAUACUACACCCUCCAAGCCCUGGGAUGUGGCCCAGGAGAAAGAGAACGCCUUCAUUCUUGGAGGAGUUUACGGAGAACUCAAGACCUUCAGUAGCGAUGGGGAAUGGGCCGUUGUCCCGCCCAGUCACACAAAAGGAAGUUUGUUGCAGUGUGCAGCUUCUGAUGUGGUGACGAUAGCUGGGACAGAUGUCUUUAUGACCCCAGGAAACAGUUUUGCUCCUGGUCACAGGCAGUUGUGGAAACCCUUCAUGUCAUUUGAACAGAAUGACCAGCCGAAGAGUGGGGAAAAUGGAUUAAACAAGGGAUUUUCUUUUAUCUUCCAUGAAGACUUACUAGGAGCUUGUAGUAACUUUCAAGUUGAAGAUCCUGGACUUGAAUAUUCAUUCUCUUCCUUUGACUUAAGCAAUCCAUUUUCACAAGUUCUUCACGUAGAAUGUUCAUUUGAACCCGAAGGGAUUGCAUCUUUCAGCCCUAGUUUUAAACCGAAAUCAAUCCUCUGCUCUGAUUCAGACAGUGAAGUUUUUCACCCCAGGAUAUGUGGUGUUGACAGGACACAGUACAGGGCGAUUCGGAUUUCUCCUAGGACUCACUUUCGCCCAAUUUCUGCCUCUGAGCUGUCCCCAGGAGGAGGAAGCGAGUCAGAGUUUGAAUCUGAGAAAGACGAAGCAAAUGUUCCCAUUCCUUCUCAAGUCGAUGCAUUUGAAGAUCCACAGGCAGAUCUCAAACCACUGGAAGAAGAUGCUGAGAAAGAAGGCCAUUACUAUGGAAAAUCAGAGCUCGAGUCUGGAAAAUUCCUUCCCAGGUUAAAAAAAUCCGGGAUGGAGAAGAGCGCUCAGACAUCACUGGAUUCCCAAGAGGAGUCCGCUGGGCUUCUGCCAGUAGGAAAGCAGAAUCAGUGUUUGGAAUGUAGCAUGAGUGAAUCUCUGGAAAUCAAUUUAGAAAGCUCAGAAGCAAAUUGUAAAAUAAUGGCACAAUGUGAGGAAGAAAUUAAUAAUUUUUGCAGUUGCAAAGCAGGUUGUCAGUUCCCUGCUUAUGAAGAUAAUCCAGUCUCUUCGGGACAGCUGGAGAAGUUUCCCGUAUUGGACACUGAUGUACAAGGAGUGAAUAGAAGUCAAGAAAAACAGACCUGGUGGGAAAAAGCCUUGUACUCUCCUCUUUUUCCUGCAUCAGAGUGUGAAGAAUGUUAUACAAAUGCCAAGGGAGAGAAUGAUAGAGAAGAAUAUCCAGAUGCUAAAGAAAUACCCAGUAAUGAAGAGCGUCUGUUAGAUUUUAAUGGGGUGUCUUCUGUUUAUGAAGCACGGUGUACAGGAGAGAGGAAUUCUGCAGCAAAAGUAAACGGCUCCCGCAGAAACAUGUGCUCCAGCGCCAGCUCGGACUCAGAAGGCACGGGCUCCGAGGGCGGCGGCCAGUGGGCGGACCCCGGCGAGGAGGCGCUCUUUUCUCGAACUCAUCUCUAAACCUGCAGAGUAGUACACGUUAUUUUUUAAAAACGAAAUGUGAUGGAAAUGUACCCUUUUGUGAGGCCUGUUAAUCUAAAACAACAACUUAGGUUUCUUCUCAAUUAACUGAUUCAGAUCAGUAAAUACCGUGCUCUUCUUGCUUAUUUUAGAGUUGAGGACAGCUAUCCUGUUGAAGAUUUUUUUCCAAGCUGUUAAAUUCUUGGCUAUUUGAAAUAGACUAGAUUGUGUUGUCAAAUCCAGAAUGGGUGUGCAUGUGCUUGUCUUAGAAGCAUCACUGCUUUUUGCAUCUUAACUGCAGUCAUUUCCCUUCUAACUGCAGUCAGCUCAC